AUGCCCGUUCUACCCUCUCUAGACGGCUCCUCCUUCGAUGCCGACAUCCGUGACCGGCAUCUGAUUUAUGAUUAUUCCGUGCGCGUCGAUAACGGAGACACUGAGAAGUGGCGGUAUGAAAUGUGGUUUUACAACCAAGACCGCAUUGUCUAUAAGAUCCAUGGGGGUCCGAUGGCCGGUCGAAGAAAUUUUCAGUCUGCCACCUAUCAAUGCAUUCGACCCGGCGAGCUGUGGCAGUGUAAUUGGCUCGAAGAAACCGGAACACUAUGCUCAAUAGUGUACGACAUACCCCGCAAACGCAUCACCGCCCUGCUUGGGUUUUCCAAGGGACAUUGGGAGCAGAAUGAGGCAUCACACGGCGAUAAACGGAAUCCAGAGGAUUUGGCGAGGUGGAGAGGUUUGGCGCGCAUCGGCACCCAGGUGGAGCGGAAACUCUUGAGUGAGCAGGCAGAUAUUGUGGAGGACUUCCGCGGUCCUGGAGAUUUGGAACCCAUUGAGAUGGACUGGCCAACCUUGUGA
Aspergillus steynii IBT 23096 is the source of this 519-nucleotide messenger RNA. RefSeq lists its product as uncharacterized. NCBI's taxonomy places the organism in Eukaryota, Fungi, Ascomycota, Eurotiomycetes, Eurotiales, Aspergillaceae. Bases 1 to 519 code for a protein of 172 amino acids. The record is from RefSeq and is a predicted model, not a curated record. Gene Ontology annotation, molecular function: carboxy-lyase activity. The transcript has a single exon.